AGCAAACAUGUUGGAGUGGAGAAUGUAAUUCGUUUGAAAAACAAAGCUCAUCAAGAAGUUCGAGCCGUUAAACUGGAAUUUAAUUCGGCGAAAGCACGAGAAGAACUACUAGGCAAGGGCGAAGUGUUGAUUGCAUAUAUGAAGUUCAAAGUGGUAGAGUAUUUUGCACAAGCGAAUGUGCUCAUCUGUUCCAAUUGCUAUGGUGUGGGUCAUUUUCGAAAAAAUUGUCCUCAACAAAACUUCGCUACCUGUAAAGUAUGCAGUGAAAAAUGUACCAAUUUGAACAAUCACCAAUGUUCAGAUGUUGUUAAAUGUGCUAACUGUGGAGAAGGACAUCCUGCGAAUACUGGUUCAUGUCGGAUAAUAAAAAAUUAUCGGGCCGCACUUACGAAGAAUCUAUUGUCAAAUCCUAUAACUGCUCCACCUUUGGUUGGAACUUUAAAUAUUCAACGUCCUCCUCCGGCUACAGAGUUGAAUUUCCCGGCGCUUGCAUCGGCUCAGAGGACUACUCUAGCGGGAUUAGGUUCGUUUCAGGUAGAAAACAUAUUGAGCAAAAAGAUGGAUGAGAUGAUGGAGCGAAUCGAAACUGAAGCACAGAAAACGCGUGCAUCGUUUGAAGAACUCAAAGAUGAAAUUUACCGGAAAUAUGAACAGACAAAGCAAAAAGUCGAAUUAUUGGAGAACAAAAUUACCGAGGUAAAGACAAAAUUCAACGAAUAUGUUAAGGAAUCUGCACGUGCCCUGUAUGAAAUUAGUGAUGCGCUCAUUCCUCUCAUUCCUCUGAACAAUCGUAAAUCGAACUUCGAUGUGCAUUGGACAGAAAUACGACAAAGCAUGGAGAAAUAUGCUCAAUAUGGCAUCUAUCUUGGGAAUGGAAAGACUAAUGGCA
Messenger RNA from Didymodactylos carnosus, 889 nucleotides. The record is from the annotation of a GenBank genome assembly. Lineage: Eukaryota; Metazoa; Rotifera; Eurotatoria; Philodinida; Philodinidae.